CAGCCACGCUGGGUAGUCCUUACUUGUCGCUAACGCCUGCGGGCCCUGACAGCCCGAUCUCAGCGGCCGCCACCGCCGCUACACACAUCACAGCCGUGCAGCCGCUACCGCCUACACUUCAUGCUUACAGCCACAGCCACAGCCACAACCAUAAUCACAACCACAACGACUUGUCGCCCCACCAGCACUCGCUGUUGCCGCAAAAACACUUCCAGCUCUCCGAGAACUCCGCUUUCAACUUAGCCGCCUUUCGCCACACGCCUGCAGGCGCUGCUACCGCCAUUGUUGCUGGUGCUGCCGGCUUCUCCUCUACGGCUGCCGCAUUCUAUCAUCGCUUGAAUAGCUUUGCCGGCACAAGUGAGAGCACAAGCACCUCUUCCACCGACUACUGCUUGCCACCGUACAAUAGUUUGGUCCCUAGUGAACAACCGUCAACGCUUGCCCCAUCAUCCGCCGCCGCUGCUGACAAUAUGGAUCUCAUCAAUCCCUAUAUGCGCCAUCAUAGCUUUGCCACCAGCCAGAGCAGCUCGCCAUCGGCCAUGGCUAUGGCCACAUCGAUAGCGAAUCGUAGUCCUCCAGCAGGCGCCGCUGCCGCUGCAGCAGCUGCGCUCCAUCACCACCUCCCGAAUGCCGCCGGCUUGUCGAACGGUUUCGCCGAAGCGGCCGCCGCUGCUGCUGCCGCGCACCAUGACUAUCAGAAUUUAGCUGCCGCGGCGGCGAGUCGCGAUCACCUGCUCGAUUAUCACAGCGCUGCAGCGGCUGCCGCAUACGCUGCGAACAACAAUAAUCUCUCCAGCUCGCUUAUGCUUCUCAAGGCCCCGCCCAAACAGCUGCACUCGCUUGAGGCGAGCGGGACAAAGUCAACGCGCUCAGCUGAAGAUUCCUCCACACCGCCGCCUCUGCUGUCGGCGAGUAGCGGUGGUGGCGCUGGCGCCGAUCACUCCUCCGUCGCCUCAUCAUCCCGCCUGCAAUCCGAGUCGCCCGACAACUGUGCGAAUUCGCUACACCAGCGCAACCGCUACGACAACAACUCCAGCCCCGGUGUGGACAGCUCCAAAUCGUAUCCCGUGAGUCAACGUAGCGGUAGUGGCGGCGAAGAAGCGGGCAAUAAUAGCGAAUCGAGUCCGCCACCGCCUGACUACAGUCCCGAGAACCUCUCGGCGCAUCGCGCCAAAUACGUGUCUGCAUUGCAAGCAUCACAUCACAACAAUAAUAACAACAGUAUGGGCGGCGGCGUACACCCACUGGGUGUGCAUCACAAUAAUAACAACAACAUGUUGGAGCACAAACUGCCACUGAGUUUUCUGGGACCGCCGCUGGCGGCUCUGCACUCAAUGACUGAAAUGAAGACUGGCGGCGUUGCGGGGUCUAUGAUGAAUGGUUAUAAUAAUAGUCAGCAGACGCACAUGAUCAGUGACGGACGGGGUGGUGUGGUGAGUAGCGGUAUAUCGGGUUCGAUCACAACCACAACGACAACACAUACGCAAGGCGCCGCUAAUCCGCAUGGAAUUGAUACGAUAUUGUCGAAACCGCCGCCGGUAACAUCGGCGGGUCUAAGUGCUUUAGCGGGAGGUGGCAUACCGCGUUUCUCCAUUGCCGCCGCCGCUGCUGGAAUGGCCCAGUACUUGUCACAAAGUCAAGGCGCUCCGCUAAAAACGCAUGCUGGCCACAUUGUGGAACGAACGCAUUUGUACUGGCCGGGAUUGCAGGGAUUGGUGGCGAAUCCAAUAGCGUGGCGUGAAAGGCUGUCGAAUACAAUGUCUGCGAGUCUCUCACAGGCACAUCAACACCAUCAAGGCAACGAUAAGGAUGGCAAGAAGAAGCACACCCGCCCAACUUUUAGUGGCCAGCAAAUAUUUGCGCUGGAAAAGACAUUCGAACAAACGAAAUAUCUGGCGGGGCCAGAACGGGCGAAACUCGCCUAUGCCUUAGGAAUGACCGAAUCGCAAGUGAAGGUCUGGUUCCAGAACCGACGGACCAAGUGGCGCAAGAAACAUGCCGCGGAAAUGGCAACCGCCAAACGGAAACAGGAUAUUAUGGGCGGUGGCGAACCGGACGGCGACUGCAGCGAGACAAUGGACAGUGACAAUGAGAGCCUGGAUAUGGGCGAGAAUCCGGCGCAGAGUAAACGUUGUCGUAUGGGUGAUAAUUAUCGUUAGAUGAGCGGGCGGGAAAAACGUUGUGGAGACACUUGCAUAGCCUUGUAGAGGAGUUGUUCGAGGCAGAUAGCUUCGAAUUUUCCGUAGUCUGGAAUAAAAACAAAAAAAAUAAUAAUAAUUAAUGACUAGUUAAUAAAGGAAAGUGAUUAUUUUAUUUUCCAAUCGAUUAAGUACCGGCAUAACGCGGUGAUAACCAUAGGAUUUAUUGAGUCUUCUGAAGGCUUACUAGAUAAAUCUUCGUUUUUUCCUUCCUUAUAAUUUAAGCAAAUUAUAAUUUUAUUCUUAAAAAUAUUACCAGUUUUUCAGCAUUCCUUUGUUUUUUUUUUUGUAAAUAUUUUUGCGUACUUCAAAAUUACUUUUUAAGGUGUAAAUUGUGUAUUUGUAUAGCUAAUUAUGCGUAAGAAUGUAGAAAUUCAAAAUUUUUUAACUCUAAAAAUUGCAAAGGCAAGGAACUUAAUUUAAUAAAAAUUAAUGCAGCUUAGCAGUUAGUAACUUAGUUAAGUAAGAAGGAUAGCUACAAAGCGAAUAACAGAGUUACAAAAAAUAUGUUUACUGUGUAAGUAUUUUGGCAACGUUCGUAUAAAAUUUCACAACGGCGAUUCAAAGAGGCGAAAUUAAAUUUUUCGAUAAAAGAUAUCGAGACCUAAACGCCAAAAAAACGUGAGCGACAGUUUUUCAAAAAGUUUGUAUUCUUUUUAUGGAGAAAUAU
Molecule: messenger RNA, 2868 nt
Organism: Rhagoletis zephyria (snowberry fruit fly)
Lineage: Eukaryota; Metazoa; Arthropoda; Insecta; Diptera; Tephritidae
Gene: HGTX
Product: HGTX homeodomain transcription factor
Biological process (GO): regulation of transcription by RNA polymerase II; cell differentiation
Cellular component (GO): nucleus
Molecular function (GO): RNA polymerase II cis-regulatory region sequence-specific DNA binding; DNA-binding transcription factor activity, RNA polymerase II-specific
Source: RefSeq, a predicted model, not a curated record